Messenger RNA from Scheffersomyces stipitis CBS 6054, 1362 nucleotides. RefSeq names its product Monocarboxylate transporter (gene MCH4.5). The transcript has a single exon. Gene Ontology annotation, cellular component: fungal-type vacuole membrane. The record is from RefSeq and is a predicted model, not a curated record. Lineage: Eukaryota; Fungi; Ascomycota; Pichiomycetes; Serinales; Debaryomycetaceae. Gene Ontology annotation, biological process: transmembrane transport. Bases 1 to 1362 code for a protein of 453 amino acids. Gene Ontology annotation, molecular function: transmembrane transporter activity.
AUGAGUUGUAUUGAUGAGAUAAUUGAGCUUGAAGAGAAUGACGAAAUUGCUGUAGAUACUAAUUCUAUAUCCAGUGCAAUUUCAAACUUGCCCCAAGAUGAGGAAUUAGAAUAUCCAGAUGGAGGAUGGAGAGCGUAUGGAGUUGUUCUAGGAUCUUUUCUUGGUUUGACAGUAAGUUUUGGACUCAUCAACUCAGUCGGUGCUAUUCAGGCCUAUAUUGCUUUACAUCAACUUGUCGAUGAAGCUACGUCUACAAUCUCUUGGAUUUUCUCCAUCUACUUGACAAUUGUGUUCGGCAUAGGCAUAUUGGUAGGACCAGUAUUUGAUACUAAUGGAGCACUUCCACUUUUGUUGUGUGGAAUGGUACUUCAAUUUAUAGGUCUAAUGGCUACAGCGGUCUGUAAAUCUGUUGUUGAGUUCAUAUUUGCCUUCUCUGUUUGUGUUGGUGUUGGAAAUGCUUUCUGCAUACCGCCAUUGAUUGGUUCAGUAAGCCACUGGUUUUUAAGCAAAAGAGGACAAGCUAUUGGAUUGGCUACUGUUGGAGGUUCAAUUGGAGGAGUUGUGAUUCCUUUGAUGUUACAUGUCCUUUACAGCAAUGUGGGCUUCGUAUGGGCUAUCAGAAUAUUGGCAUUUUUCUGCCUUGGUUGUCAGGCUCUCUCCCUUAUACUAGUUAAGGAAAGAGUCAGAAGAAAGUUGGUCUAUAUGGAUGAUAAUCAGAGAAAAUUUCAACAGAUAGUACAAGCUUGUAACAAUCUUGUGGAUGUGCUGUCUUUGUCGGAUAUGAAGUUCGCAUUUCUCACAGCUGGUGUAUUCUUCGAAGAUGUGACUUUGAUGUGUACUUCCACAUACUUGCCUACCUAUGCUAUUGCACAGGGAGCUAGUGAAUCUACCGCUUACAUCUUAGUGACAGUUUUCAAUGCUAGUGGGAUUGUUGGAAGGGUACUUCCUGCGUAUGUCGCUGACUUCAUUGGCUACUUCAAUGUGAAUGUAUUGAUGCUAAUGGGUAUGGUAUUAACUAUGCUUGUAUUAUGGUUUCCUUUUGGAUCGCAUAUAGGUAUUCUCUAUGCCUUCUCCAUCUUGUGUGGGUUCUUUGUUUCUUCUGUGUUAAGCCUUUCAACAGCAUGUCUAGGUGCAAUUACACCCGUUCACAACUUUGGACAAAGAUACGGAAUGUGUUUCUGUCUAGCUUCGUUAGGUUACUUGAUAGGUAUACCUGUUGGAGCAGCAAUAAUCGGCGAUGGUAGUACUCAUCGUUACGACAUUUUCGCAUUAUAUUGUAGUAUUUCGGCUGUUGCUUCGAUGUUUUGUUGGAUGGUGAGCAGAUACUACAUUGUGGGAUUUAAACUUAAUGUACGCAUAUAG